AGGUUGCCACAAAUGUUAUAUUAUUUUUUUUGCCGUUCGCCAGUCAACCAAUUGGUUGGACGCUUCUGUCAGAAAUGGAGUAUCAUGAUCUGUGAGUCGUUUCCAGAGUGGUCUGUGGCGUUAUUACUAGACUAAAUUCAUUGUCAUGCGAUAUGUCCAAAAAUAGUCAAAAAAAGAAAUGCUGAUUAAAACUCCUAAAUCAACUGCCAAAAAGUACUUAAAGCGUGGCUUUUUGACGUUAUUCGUAGCCGAGUCUUUGUGUUUCGUCGCGACCUACGGUAUUUGGUACAAAGUGAACACUGACAGAGAGACCCGAAAGUACUUGAAACUAAAUUACCCGUCUCUGUUGGAAGUAUAUUACAAAACGGGUGAAUUCAUUGAUUCCAACAACAGAAUUCGUCAACUAGACCAGACUUAUUGGGAGGCGAACGAGUCUUUUAAUGGCUAGACUUAUCCAGUCCCUAUUUUGGCUUACUUCGAUUUCCGGAUUGGGAUACGGGCUACUGGUUCUUACCGCACCUUCCCAAGAGAGAAGCGACAUAUUCAGAAGUAACCAGCCGGCGGAAGAGCGUCAACAAUUCACCAGCAAAAACCAGCAAAUUUUAAAUGUGCUCAAAGCGGCCGCCUCUUCCGACGCCCCCCUCUACCGUUUGUCCAAAGCGGAGAUCGAGAAGGAGUUGAAGAAGCACCAGU
This is a messenger RNA of Cylas formicarius (sweet potato weevil), 693 nucleotides long. RefSeq names its product protein CEBPZOS. Bases 179 to 448 code for a protein of 89 amino acids. NCBI's taxonomy places the organism in Eukaryota, Metazoa, Arthropoda, Insecta, Coleoptera, Brentidae. The transcript has 3 exons. The record is from RefSeq and is a predicted model, not a curated record.